Messenger RNA from Lineus longissimus, 3139 nucleotides. RefSeq names its product histone acetyltransferase KAT6A-like. Gene Ontology annotation, cellular component: nucleus. Gene Ontology annotation, molecular function: chromatin binding; DNA binding; histone binding. The transcript is spliced from 7 exons. Lineage: Eukaryota; Metazoa; Nemertea; Pilidiophora; Heteronemertea; Lineidae. Gene Ontology annotation, biological process: negative regulation of DNA-templated transcription. The record is from RefSeq and is a predicted model, not a curated record. Bases 115 to 1632 code for a protein of 505 amino acids.
UUCGUGUCCUCAUUAUUAAUUCGCGUACGCGCUUCAAAGAAAGGCGAAAUAUCGCGUAAAAUACGCAUUUAAACAACUGGAAACAACUUGGAGAACGUUUUAGGAUAUAUAAGGAUGGGUGAACCAAAGUAUACCGACUGGAUUCUGGAAACUAUUGACCAGCUGCGCAAGAGAAAGGCUCGGCCAGAUCUCGAUCGGAUAUGUCACAUGGUGGAACGCAAACACGCUCUAAGUUUUGAAGAGACCGAAGCCGACCUUGAGCGUUUGGUGGACUCUGGAGUCAUCCUCAAAGUAGACUACAAGGGAAGCACAAGUUAUCGCAACGCAGCCAAAUGGAAGAAAAGUCACUUGGGAGGGAAUGUUUUGAAUUCGAAUGAUACAAGCCAGAGGAUUCGCAUUGCUGUGAAGGAACUUACUCAGGCUUGCGGAGAAGGCGGCGCAAAAGGAGCGACUUUGCGGGACAUUGAAAACUGGAUUGAAGCGCAAGGCGACAGCCCAAACUUGGUGAAAAACCAUCUCCUCGUUGUUAUCACGAGAGAAAUUGAUGCGGGGAGACUGAAAAGACUUCUGAGUGGACAUUAUGUUGUCGUGGAUACUAAGAAAGGUGGCAACACUGCUGGGAAAACAAACGGAAAGGGAAAGAGCGCAACUCAUCAAGGCAAAGCGCGUCUGCAAACUCUCAAGUACAAAUGCAUUUCUAAUGGCAAAAAGAGUCGUCCAAUUCCAUGCAGCAGGGCAAAACUUGGUCCAAAAUUAAAGAAUCCGAAGCACACUGUCGUCAAGAAGAAGGUGCCAGAACCAGUGUUUGAAGUGGACGAAGAACAGAGACCAAGUCCCCAUAAAUACAUCAGCCACUGCCCGAUAGAGGAGAAGUGUGACUACUGCCUGCUGACGGAAGAUUGCAAUAGAAAUGGAGAAGAAGAGGAUUUGCUGGUUUGCAAGGAUUGCAACGCAAAAGCUCAUCCCAGCUGCAUGGACUACUCUGCUGAACUGGCCUUGCGGGCCAGGAGUUCCCCUUGGCAGUGUAUGGACUGUAAGACAUGCUACAUCUGCAACGAUUCAGGAGAUGCUGCGGACAUGCUCUUUUGCGAUGCAUGUGAUAAAGGAUACCAUAUGAUGUGUCACAAGCCACAGAUAUCUAACAAACCAACAGGGAAAUGGGUGUGCAACCGUUGUGUUCUGGAGGGAUGCACGGUUGGAGAUGAAGCCAUGGAGACCAGCAGUAGACUCGGGGCACCCGUCAAUGCCGAUGGUCUCCAUUCAACCCUUGAUUCUCCUGUAGAGUUGAGCGAGACAAAGGCAUCACAGAUGAAAGGGGAACCAAUGGACACUGAUUCGUCCAUCGAAAAGAUGCCAGGGCUAGAGAUGAUUAAGCCAUUACCAGUCAUCGCAUCGGCUCCCAAAGAACCAGAUGCAGCUGAAUGGUCCAUUGAAAAGGUUGUCGAGUACCUGGAGAAGGAGGGAUUCAAAGAGCAAGCCGAGAAUUUCAGAGAGGAGGAAAUUGACGGAAAGUCACUCAUGUUGUUGAAGAGGAGCGACGUCUUGACAGGCUUGUCACUCAAAUUAGGCCCCGCCCUAAAGAUCUACCAACUCGUGCUCAAACUCCAGUCUGAUGGCGGAAUGAACUUUUGAAGGCAUAAUUCCAUUCACAGCAUAGACACAACCAAAGAAAGGAAGCAGUGACAUAACUCCGCUUAGAAAUCCAUGAUUGGGUGUGCGUUCACUUUCCAGGUGUCUGACAGACUAUGACCGAAGCUUUAGGGAUUGGUUGUUAAAUUUGUUCUGGCUCACGUACUAGGUCACGCCUUUGAUCUUGUAGAUCAACACUGCUUUAAGUUUUAUAAACCUGUGAGAGGGCUUGUGUACCGUUGCUUGAAUUCCCCCCAAAAAUCUGCCUCCAGCAGCAAAUUUCUCGGCAGCUUCGUUGGUGCUGCUAUUGGAAUUGUACAUGUGUACUUGUAUAUUUGCGAACAAAGUUUGUUCUAGAACAAAACAGACGGUAUUCUAAUACAGAUAGGAUAUAUCUGCCCAUUCAAUUUCAUUUUGCUGGCACCCUUUUAAGGAUAUUUCAUUAAAUUAGCUUGGACAUUUGUCAACCAUUAUCAUUAUUCAGAUGGCUUGCCAAUUAGAUUGUCGAUGAUCGCUAGGCAAUAGGUAACUUGCUAUUAAAUCAUAUAAGCCCAGAGUAGAGAUGUAUACCUGUAGCAGAUGGACAACCAUUAUAUUACUGAAAUGUCACGUGGUAUGACUGUAUAUUAAACUAAAAUCAUUAUGCACUGUUCUAGUUUAGCGGCUUUUAUAGUUGCUUCUGAUAACAUGUAACUCAAAUCACCGAGAGGGGAUGAAAAGGUGUGAUAGAAAUUUUUAUACUAGAAAAUCAAUCAUUACAUUUUAUAUUUUUUAUUUUGUUUCGGAUGCAAAGAACAUUAUGCCUGGUGCAAAUGUUCGACAUUUAAUAAAGUUAAAAACUGUCAGGAGUUAAAUUACGUGUAAUUUGGUCGAGUUAUUAUCAUCGUCUAUAAGUUGAUUUGUUUUUGUUUCAUUAUUAGUGUAAGAUGAGAAAAUCGUUCCCGGGAUGGAUAUUUGCGGUCAUAGCUUUCCGAAGCGUAACGGAUGCGGGCUGCCAUAGGUUUAGAAAUCGUCAGCCCUGUAACGAUCUGUUUUAUCGUGUUCAAGUUCAGAACUGUGUGUGGAUACUUGUUGUUAGAUACCUAACGUACCUCACUUCGUUUCUUUGAUUUGCAAAGGUCUACUGUAUACCCGGAGGUGUGUAAUAGCAUAAACACCGAUAUAAUGUGCAUAUUUUCAUGGGCUUCACAUAUUCAUAAAUUGGGCUUCACAUUAAAGUUCUCAGUUUGGUACGGUUAACCUCCCCCUUCGCAAAUCUAACAUUCAAGUUUCUCCAGGUUUUGAUCAUUAUAUAUAGGCCUAGACGAUAGCUAUUUGGAAUCAAUGUAUCUGAUCGUUAUGCUAAUCACGCAGUUAGUUGAUUACUGAAUAAUUGAUAUUUAAUUUAUUUGUUGCUUUCUUCUGUUUGCGGCACUUAUGUGUUUUUGCAUUCCAUGUUUUGAUGUGAAUCGUUAAUGCUGGUUCAUUCAAAUUGUACAGUUUCAUCGUAAUCAUUUAUAUAAUAAAGACG